AUGCAGAGAGAGAAGCCCUGCAGAGCACGGCCUUCCCCAAAGUAAACCUUCUGCCAAAAGCAUGGGCUGAUGUUUGAGGUUGUUGAUCUGAGGUGGGGUAUUCGGAGCACUGAGGCCACUGACCACAUGACCACAGAACUCUGCUUGGAGGAGCUCGACCGGUGUCGGAAAACAUCCAUAGGGCCCGCUUUUGUUGCCCUCUUAGGUGACCAGUACGGCCCCUGUCCAGUCCCCACGCUGAUCGAGGAGAAGGAGUGGGAGGCUCUGAGAGCCCAGCUGACCUCCAGGCCACGCGACCUGGACCUGGUGGCUCGACGCUUCCGGAGGGAUGAGAAUGCCGUGCCCCCCACCUACCUGCUGCAGGCGCUAGGCCCCGUGGAGGCCCACGGGCCCGAAGAGGCCACCCUGACCUCUGUGCUGCGCUCCGGAGCCCAGGAGGCCUGGAGGCUGGGCCUCAUCACCCAGGAGCAGUGGUACCACUACCAUUGGUCAGUCAUUGAAUGGGAGAUAGACCGGGGCCUGCUGAGCUUGACAGACGGAGACCAGGGGGCAACCGUCUUCUUGAGAGAGAUCCAAGACCUCCACAAACACAUCCUGGAAGACUGCACCCUCAAGAUGGUAGACCAGCUCACAGAUGGCUGCCUGGACACGGAUGCCCAGAACCUUCUCAGCGGCCUCAAGGGACGCAUUGCCGACAUGCAACCCGGAGUCCUCCAGGCCCACCACCUGCCAUGGAGCCGAGACCUGGUGAACCCCAAAAACAAGGCUCAUGCUCAGUACCUGAAGGAGCUGGGGGAGCAGUUUGUGGCCAGGGCUAACGACCAGGUCCUUGAGCACCUCCGGGAGCUGGAGGCGGGCCGGCGGGAGCUGGCAUGGCUCUACCAGGAGAUCCGCCACCACCUGGGGCUGAGUGCCGAGGCCACCCGGACCUUUUGCGGGCGCCAGGAGCUCCUGGCCCAGCUGGCGCAGCAGCUCUGGCAGAAUGACGGCCGUCCACACUCACCCAUGGUGCUUUUUGGACCCCCAGGCAUCGGAAAGACAGCUCUGAUGUGCAAGCUGGCAGAGCAAAUGCCGAGACUACUUGGCCGCAAGACGGUGACCGUCCUGCGGCUUCUGGGGAUGUCACAGAUGAGCUCCAAUGCCCGGGGCCUGCUCCGGAGCAUCUGCUUCCAGCUGUGCCUGGCCUACGGGCUGCCCCUGCCCCCGGCCCAGGUCCUGGAGGCCCAUGCCAGGGUGGUCCAGUUUUUCCACACCCUCCUCCACACUGUCUCCUGCCGAAACUUCGAGUCCCUGGUGAUCCUGUUGGACUCCAUGGAUGAUGUGGAUUCCAUCUGCCGCGCCCGGAGGGUCCCCUGGCUGCCUCCCAAAUGCCCACCGAGGGUCCACCUCAUCCUCUCAGCCUGCUCAGGGCGGCGGGGGCUUCUAGACACCAUGCGACAGACGCUGACAGACCCAGAGGCCUACUGGGAGGUGAAACCCCUCUCCGGAAACCAAGGGCAAGAGAUGAUCCGGCUUCUGCUGGCAGCCUCGAGGAGGACGCUGAGCCCAGAGCAGAGGGAACUGCUCUGGGCCAGCCUCCCGGAGUGUGGGCACCCAGGACGGCUGAGGCUGGCCUUCGAGGAGGCCCGGAAAUGGGCAUCCUUCACCAUACCUGCCCCUCUGGCCUCCACUGCUAAGGAAGCAAUGCACCAACUAUGUGCCCGCCUGGAGCAGACACACGGGCAGCUCCUGGUGGCCCACGUGCUGGGCUACAUCGUGUCUUCCCGGCAUGGGCUCUCAGAGGCAGAGCUGAAGGACGUCCUGUCCCUGGAUGACGAGGUCCUGCAGGCUGUGUACUGGGACUGGACCCCGCCCAGCAAGGAGCUGUUGCGUUUCCCACCCCUGCUGUGGGUGAGGCUCCGCCGGGAUCUGGGCCACUGCUUGGCCCGGCGGCCCGUGGACGGCUUCACACUGCUGGCCAUCGCCCACAGGCAGCUGGCCGAGGUGGUCCAAGAGCGCUACCUGUCUGGGCCCGAGAGAGCCAAGAGGCACGGAGUCUUGGCUGACUUCUUCUCAGGGGCCUGGAGCCAGGGCACCAAGAAACUCAUCACUCUGCCGCUGGUGGGGAAACCCCUGAACCUGGACCGCAAGGUGGCCCCUCAGCCCCUGUGGUUCUCAGACACGGUGGCAAAUCUGCGGAAGCUAAAGGAGUUGCCCCAUCACCUGGUCCACUCAGGACGCAUCGAAGAGCUGAAACAGGAGGUUCUGGGCAGCAUGAACUGGAUUUCCUGCCGGGGUGUCUCUGGGGGCAUCGAGGGCCUGUUGGAUGACUUUGACCUGUAUGGCCCUCACCUGGACUGUCCCGAGGUCGGCCUGGUCCGGGACGCCCUCCAGCUGUGCCGCCCGGCUGUGGAGCUCCGAGGCAUGGAGAGCAGCAUCCUCUAUACAGAACUCCUGGCCCGACUCCAUUUCUUCGCCGCCUCACAUCCAGCGCUGGUGGGACAGCUGUGCCAAGAGGCCCAGAGCUGGUUCCGGGUGUGCCCCCACCCUGUGCUCAUACCCCUUGGGGGAUUCCUCCAGCCCCCGGGGGGACCCCUCCGGGCAACCGUCACAGGCUGUCACAAGGGCAUCACUGCCAUGGCGUGGAGCCUGGAGGAGAGGCUGCUGGUUGUUGGCACCCAGGACGGCUUUGUCGCUGUGUGGGACAUGGAAGAGCAGCAGAUGAUCCACAUCCUAACUGGACACACAGGAGAGGUGAGGUAUGUGAAAGUGUUUGCCAAAGGGACGCUCGCCCUCUCUGCCUCAAAGGACCACACACUGCGCUUGUGGGAUUUACUCUCUGGGCAGGAGAAAUUCACCAUUUGGGACGGAGGCUCAAAAGAUCGCACUGAGAUCUGCAGUCUUCACAUGGAUGAAGCAAAGAAAGUUGUAUAUUUGGCAUCUGGCUCAAAGGUCAGUGCUUGGCAUCUGGCAACUGCAGAGCUGGUUUUCCGUAUCUUGGGAGAUGUGUCUGACCGCUGGAUGUGCGCAGCUGUGCUGGCUUCCCGGGCCAUGCUGCUGACCGUGUCUGAGGCUGGCGUGGUCAGUCUGUGGAGCUCAGCCGCAGGAAAACUGCAGGGGAGGCAACACUUAUCCAGCAUCAAAGAAGAAACACCUACCUGUGGGGUCUCGGUCCAGAAGCAAGGCAAGCUGGUGGCCGGGUUUAGCAAGGGCUCCAUCUCUUUGGUUUCCCCUGAAGGAGACAGCCUGCUGGAGAAGCUUCCGGAAGCCGUGAGGUUCCUUAUACUCUCUGAAGAUGAGGCCCUUCUCGCUGCAGGGUUUGGAAGAUCUGUGCGGAUAUUCUUGGCUGACUCACAGGGGUUUCAUCGAUUCAUGGCCACCGACCUUGAACACGAGGACACAGUAGAGACAGCCGGUUUUGGUCCUGAGAACAAUCUGAUUAUUACUGGGUCCCGGGAUGCACUCAUUCAGGUGUGGAGUCUGUCGGAACAGGGGACCCUGCUGGACAUUCUGGAAGGCGUCGGGGCCCCCAUGAGCCUGCUGGCCUGGGGUGGGGCCUUGGUGGCAUCUGCUUCCCAGCAGUCCUCGUCUUUUAAAGUCUGGGAUCUCACCUACAUUCAGAAGCCGAGGGCCUGCACCCCGUUUCUGGACCGCACCGGCCUCACUGCAGUGUCACACAAUGGAGGCUACAUUUACUUCCCCAAGAUUGGGGACAAGAACAAAGUCACCAUCUGGGACUCGGCAGAAGGGGAAGAGCAAGAUGCCCUGGACACCUCCAAUGAGGUCAGGUGUCUGGAGGUUGCCCAGCAGGCCAAUCUCCUUUUCACCGGCCUCGUUUCGGGGGUCGUCCUGGUGUUCCCCCUGAAUUCCAGACAGGAUGUGAUGUGCAUCCCCCCUCCUGAGGCCCGGAAAGCCAUCAGAUGCAUGGCCCUAAGUAAAGGCGAGGAGCGCCUGGCCAUCGCCUAUGACAGCAUUGUCCUGGUGCUGGACAUCAGCCCUGGGGAUCCCUGUCCCGUCAUCGACGGGCCAACCUACACCUUCUACACCCAGCUGCCUGAGACCAUAUCCAGCGUGGCCGUGCUGGCUGACUACCGCGUGAUCUACGGCAUGACCCGUGGUGACCUCUUCCUUUACGAGUGUGCGAACUCCAAAGUGUUCCCUCUGGAGGCCCACGGGAGCCAGGUCACCUGCAUGCAGGUCAGCCACAAGGAGCAGCUGGUGGUCAGCGGGUCCGAGGAAGCCCUGCUGUGUCUCUGGGACCUGCAGGCCUGCAAGUGGAGAUUCCAGAUGAGCUACAUGAAUUCUUACUGUAGAGGAGUCCAGUGUGUCUGCUUCUCCAUGGAUGACAAGUAUGUGUAUGCGGGCUUGAAAGAUUGCUCCAUCAUCGUCUGGAGUGUGCUAGACGGCACCCUGCUGGCUGUCCAGUUUGUCCACGCUGUGGUGAACAGGAUCAUCCCAACUUCCAAUGGCUUCGUUGCCCCCACUAGACACGGCUAUCUCAUCCGCCAGCGUUUCCAGUGCCCUUCGUCAAGAAAGUCACAGCAGGACCCUCUCAAGAACUUCAAGAAGGCAGUGUGGAAGGUCAAAUCCAGACAGAGAGAAGAGCUAGCAGCUGCUGCAGGAACACCCCAGGACUUGAGAUCAGCAAGUACCCAGGGAAAUGAAUGUAAAUCAGACAAACGCUCACAAAUCUGCCUGCUAGUGUAG
Molecule: messenger RNA, 4686 nt
Organism: Neomonachus schauinslandi (Hawaiian monk seal)
Lineage: Eukaryota; Metazoa; Chordata; Mammalia; Carnivora; Phocidae
Gene: NWD1
Product: NACHT and WD repeat domain containing 1
Molecular function (GO): protein binding
Source: RefSeq, a predicted model, not a curated record